AUGAUCGUCAUCAACUUCAUGCGCUUUCCUGGCGAAAUCAGGAACACCAUCUACAACUCCAUUAUUCGCGAACUCCCUCGGACCACCGCAGGUACCUCCCUACCUGCAAUCGCCUACACCAGUAUCCUGAUACAUCAAGAGUUCAUGUCGCAGUAUCUCCCGCAGAUACAAUUCGAUAUCAUGUCAAUGUCUGACAUCUGGCACAUGCACACAGUUCUCGACAAUCAUCCUUUGGACCUUGGGUGGCGCAGAAUCACAGGACUGACUAUCACCAACUUCACGGCCAUUGCACAUACUCAGACUCGAGCGAACGAGGUCAUGGACUUCUUGUACCAAUUCAUAUCACUCGAGAAUUUGAUUAUCGACGUCACAUUCUAUGAUCUCAAUCAUGGCUUCCAAGGUCGGAUUAAAACUAUAAACCACAUCUUUACCGAGUUCGAACUCUUUCGGUUGCUCUCCUUCACCAGCCUCAAGUCUCUGGUCAUCAACGUCAAGUGUAAUGGUCUGUCUCCUACACCUGGCAGUAUCGCUCUACUCAGCCAUUUGGAGGAUGUACUGAAAUUUGAUACUGGUGUUCGAGUUACUCUCAUACUUUGCGAGUGA
Molecule: messenger RNA, 603 nt
Organism: Ascochyta rabiei
Lineage: Eukaryota; Fungi; Ascomycota; Dothideomycetes; Pleosporales; Didymellaceae
Exons: 1
Coding region: 1-603 (200 amino acids)
Source: RefSeq, a predicted model, not a curated record